AUGGUCGCCGCCGAGCUCUGGAGACACGAGCAGCCUGAGGGCACGCAGAUGUGGAAGUUUUUGCAGCAUGUGAACGACAAAUAUGGUCUCAACCUAAACGACUACCCGGGGCUGUACAAGUGGUCCGUCGAGAACGUGGCCGACUUCUGGGGUGAUGUCUGGCACUUUGCCGGUAUCAAGGCUUCAAAGCCGUUUGACCAGGUCCUCCCCCAAAAUGCCUCCAUGUUCCCCCGGCCCGACUUCUUCGCCGGUGCCCGUCUAAACUUCGCCGCGAAUUUGCUCUUCCCCGCCAACGCUGCCGUAGACGAGUCCAGCACGGCCGUUAUCACGGCCACCGAGGACGAGUCCCACAUCGUAUCGACCUCCUGGGCCGAGCUGCGCGACCAGGUCCGCCGCUGCUCCCACGCCCUGCGCACUGCCGGCGUUAGAGAACACAGCGUCGUGGCUGGGUUUGUCGCCAACCACGUUCAGGCUCUGGUCGCACUAUUAAGUGCCGCUGCUGUGGGUGCGAUUUGGACCGGUAUUAGCCCGGAUAAUGGUGUCAGUGCCGUGUUGGAUAGGUUAACGCAGAUCCGGCCGCAGGUGUUGUUUGCGGACAAUGCAACGCUGUAUAACGGCAAGGCGUGGUCGGGUAAGGCGAAGAUGUUGGAUGUGGUUGAGGAGUUGAAAAAGCAUGGGCUGGAGCAGGUUGUUGUGAUUCGGGGUCUUGAGGCUAUCGAGACAGGGCUAGAGGAGAUUAGGGGGAAGGGAGUCAAGGCGGAGGAGUAUGAAGAGUUCUUGAAAUCGUCACCAGAUAUGGCACUAGAAUUUGCGCACCUUCCGCCCUCCCACCCCCUUUACGUCCUGUACUCGAGCGGUACUACCGGGCUCCCCAAAGCCAUCGUCCACACCGCAGCAGGCACUCUGCUACAGCACAAGAAAGAGCACUUUUUGCACUGCUCGCUCUCACCGGCUUCCCGAAUGCUCUACUACACCACCACUUCCUGGAUGAUGCACCACUGGAGCGUGUCCGCCCUGGCCUGUGGCGCCUCUCUCGUCCUCUACUCCGGCUCACCCUUCAAGCCGCAUGGCUACCUUUCCAUCCCGCGCCUCCUUUCCUCCCUCCGUGUCACUCAUUUUGGCACCUCGGCCGCCUACUUGACCACCCUCGAAGCGAACAACAUCCGCCCUGUUGCCGACCCCACGCUUGACCUGUCCGCCCUCGAAGCCAUCUACUCGACCGCCUCGCCCUUACCGCCGUCCACCUUCAGCUUUGUCUACUCCGCCUUUCCAGCAUCCAUUAACCUCGCCUCCAUCACCGGCGGCACCGAUAUCAUCUCACUUUUUGGUGCCCCCUGUCCGCUCCUGCCUGUUCGCGUAGGGGAGAUCCAGUGCGCCGGCCUCGGGAUGGCCAUCGAUGUCGUCGACCCGUCUUCUCCGCCCGACGAUCCACGGCCCGUCAUCCCUUCUGCCUCAGACGAUGAUGACGGCACUACUUCCCCACCAGGCGACCUGGUCUGCACCAAACCCUUCCCAUGCCAACCUCUCACCUUCUUCGGCCCCAACGGCGAAGCCAAAUACCGCGCCGCGUAUUUCGAGCGGUUCCCCGGUCUCUGGCACCACGGCGACUUUGUGCGCAUCGACCCGCGCACGGGAGGGCUCGUCAUGCUUGGCCGCAGCGACGGUGUUCUCAAGCCAGCAGGCGUCCGGUUCGGCUCGGCCGAGAUCUACAACAUCCUCACGCGCUUCUUCGCAGCCGAGGUCGAAGACGCAGUGUGUGUCGGCCGCCGGCGGGAAUCCGAUCGUGACGAGACAGUGUGUCUAUUCGUCGUCACCACCACCCCCUCUACAUUCGACGACGUCCUCCGCAAACGCAUCGCCGAGACGAUCCGGCGGGAGCUGAGCCCGCGGCAUGUGCCCGGUGUGAUUGAGGAAGCUAAGGGUGGAGUGCCGAAGACGGGCAACGGGAAAAAGAUUGAAGUGGCGGUUAAGCAAAUCUUGUCGGGUAUGAAGGUAAGGACGAACGCGAGUGUCGCGAACCCGGAAGCGUUGGAUUGGUUUCGGGCAUGGGCGAAGGAGAGAGAGGAGGGGAGUAAACUCCCAAACUAA
Molecule: messenger RNA, 2088 nt
Organism: Dichotomopilus funicola
Lineage: Eukaryota; Fungi; Ascomycota; Sordariomycetes; Sordariales; Chaetomiaceae
Exons: 3
Coding region: 1-2088 (695 amino acids)
Biological process (GO): lipid metabolic process
Molecular function (GO): acetoacetate-CoA ligase activity
Source: RefSeq, a predicted model, not a curated record